This is a messenger RNA of Ixodes scapularis (black-legged tick), 1017 nucleotides long. RefSeq lists its product as uncharacterized. Gene Ontology annotation, molecular function: nucleic acid binding. Gene Ontology annotation, biological process: DNA integration. The record is from RefSeq and is a predicted model, not a curated record. The transcript has 3 exons. Bases 1 to 1017 code for a protein of 338 amino acids. Lineage: Eukaryota; Metazoa; Arthropoda; Arachnida; Ixodida; Ixodidae.
AUGGAGGAAGAAAAUGUGUCUUUGGUGUCAUCUUGCAUCACCAAGGAUCAAGUGCAAGUCGCAACGGCCAAGGAUCCUACCCUACAGCUAGUGACCAAGUACCUCGAGAAGGGAUGGCCAGCAAAGAGGAUGCUCAAUCAGGAGCUGAUGCCGUUCUUCCAGCUUAGGGAAGAAUUGUCCAUGGUGGAUGGCAUAGUCUUCAGGGAAGACAAAGUUGUUGUGCCGGAUUCUCUGACCUUGGACUUGAACCAAAGAGGAAUCAACCACUGUAUCUCGUCGGUAUACUACCCACAGGCCAAUGGGUUGGUCGAACGAUUCAACAGGAGCCUGAAGAACUUUAUUCAAGUUUCAGUUUUGGAAGGACGACCGCUUAAAGAAGCCGUCGUGGACUACUUGGGCGUAUAUCGGUCUACCCCACACUCGACCACAGGAGUGUCUCCUGCUCAGCUCCUCCACGGUCGCCAACCAAGGACCCGACUUGACAUCAUGGGCCUUCCGUCAAAGAACUUCCUGCAGGAGCUAGCCACGGCAAUGGAAAAGUUACGAGCUCGUGUCCAAAGCAAGCAGCGCUCGACGAAGGAGUAUACAGACGCGAAAAGAAGUGCCAAAACUCCAAAAUUCAAGGAGGGAGAUUACGUACGGGUCCGUAAACCCACAAGUGGUGGUAAGGGUGAGCUAUCAUAUUCCCGACCUCUGAAAAUACAGAAACAGUUGGGUCCAGGCACUUUCCGCUUAGAAGACGGACGCAGCUGGAAUGCCUCCAAGCUGGUGGCUGUGCCUGAGGAGUGCGUCACGGAAAGAAGUAAACGGUUACUACACUUGCUACCCGUUCCUGGAGAUCAAGAACAGUCAGCCAGGAGAACCGUCUCGGACAAUCAAGGCGAAUACUCCGUUGGGGAAAAUAGCGAAGCUUUGGCAACACCAUGGCUCAAGGAACGACGUGGACGAACGGAUUUCGCAGAGGACCGUCGACAAGAGAACGACGGCGUCCCUCCCGUCUGCAAGACUUUCAUAUGA